GAUCACAUGUUCUUGCAGUAAUUAUAUCUUCUCACAAUGUCAAGCAUUCGGUACGUCUCUAAAAGUGUGGUUCGGGCUUUAAGUAAUAAGGGAACAAUUCAAAGGAUUGAACCAACUCCAUGGGAUUUGCAGUUUCUCCCUUUAGGUCCUAUACAGAAGGGACUUCUCUUCCACAAACCAAAUCACCAACAAGAAACAAAAACUCUGAUAACCCACUUGAAAGACUCUCUCUCACGCACCUUGGACUUUUUUCCACCCCUCGCCGGCCGGCUUGCCACGGUCCAACAUGGGGAUGAAACCACUUCCUUCUCUAUUGACUGCAACAACACCGGAGCCUUGUUUGUGCAUGCUGUUGCUGAGGGAGUAAGGACAAGCGAUAUUACUCAACAUGUUCAUGUACCUUAUUGUGUUCACUCGUUUUUCCCUCUAAAUGGGAUUAAAAACAUUGAAGCCACUUCGAAGCCAAUACUAGCAGUGCAAGUGACCGAGCUGGAUGAUGGCAUCUUCGUUGGCUGCACCGUCAAUCAUUCUGUGAGCGAUGGCAUGUCAUUUUGGCAUUUCUUGAAUUCUUGGUCUGAAAUUUCUCGUGGUUCAGUUGAUUUAUCUAAACCUCCUGUUUUUGAACGGUCGUUUCUUAAUGGUACUGUUGAUGUUCCCAUUCACAUUCCCAAUUCACAAGUCAAACAAAUCCAUAAUGAGUCAAUUCGGCUCCCAUUGCAAGAAAAAGUGUUGCAUUUCACCAAAGAAAACAUCGCAGAACUCAAAGCAAAAGCCAAUGCUGAGGCUGGUUCUGACAAUAUCUCCUCUCUUCAAGCACUGUUGGCUCAUAUUUGGCGAUCUAUUUCCCGCACAAAGCAGCUUGACCCCAAUGAAGAGAUUUCUCAUCGAUUAACAGUUGGUGUUAGACCAAGAUUACAAUCCCAGCUACCUCAACAAUACUUUGGAAAUGCAGUGCAGUUUGGGAAUUUGACCCUAAAGGCAGGGGAAUUGCUGGAGGGAGGACUUGGUAGUGUGGCAUGGCAAAUGAACAAAAUGGUUGCUGCACAUACCGAAGAAAAAUUGAAAAACUUUCUCAUGUUAUGGCCGAAGAGUCCUAGAUUAAUCACAACGAGCAUGGUCAACGCAACAAGUGCCCUGAAUGCGAUUGGUUCACAUCGGUAUGAGGUAUAUGGAAAUGAUUUUGGAUGGGGAAGGCCAAUCGCUUUACGAAGUGGACCUGGGAACAAGUUUAAUGGGAUGAUAGUAGUGUGUCCUGGAGUAGAAGAUGGGAGUAUUGAUAUCGAAGCAUGCCUUUUGCCAGAGACGUUGCGCGCCUUGGCUAGUGACCAAGACUUCAUGGGUGCUGGCAUGCUGUAACUAUUUAGUUUUUUUAGUAACUAUCUUCAACCCUCAAUUAAGAUUAUGUACGUUAAUUUUCUCAAACAAAACCAUCAUAUGUUGUAUGCCAAAUUCUCAAUAAAGGCCAAAUUCUCAAUAAACGUCAAAUUUGAAA
Rubroshorea leprosula is the source of this 1492-nucleotide messenger RNA. NCBI's taxonomy places the organism in Eukaryota, Viridiplantae, Streptophyta, Magnoliopsida, Malvales, Dipterocarpaceae. The record is from the annotation of a GenBank genome assembly.